Messenger RNA from Trachymyrmex cornetzi, 1331 nucleotides. Its product is annotated as transmembrane protein 185A. The record is from RefSeq and is a predicted model, not a curated record. Lineage: Eukaryota; Metazoa; Arthropoda; Insecta; Hymenoptera; Formicidae. Bases 261 to 1280 code for a protein of 339 amino acids. The transcript has 6 exons.
GGAAGGAAGGAGAGAGCGGUGGGGGAACUUGGAACAGCCGAUGAUUAUUAGCUGACUUCAGUAUGCUCGAAAUUUUGGUUAUAUCGAGUAGUGAUUUAUUUUUUUCGUGAAUACAGAUGCACGAGGCAUCGUUUGCGUCUUUCCGUGACGGUACCCGUGGCAAAUGAGGUCGGCACGCUCCACAUAGCAUGCAUCUCCACUCGACAAGACACCUGAAGGCUCUCUUCGUUUAAUUGGCCUACAUAACCGUUCCGACAAUUAUGAAUUUGCAAACGCUUUUUCAAGACUUCAACCCGAGUAAAUUUCUGGUACACACAUGUUUGAUGAUAUUCACAUCUCUAUUCGCUCUUCGAUUGGAUGGUUUCAUUGAAUGGAGUUAUUGGUCGAUAUUCAGUCCGAUAUGGUUCUGGAAAGGCAUGGUGAUCCUGGGAGCGAUAGUUGGAAGCUAUGUCUGGUGGAGGCAUCCUCACGCGAGAUUAGAAGGAGAUGCCUAUGUACAUUAUAAAGCAAUGCUGAUUACUCUGGCGUUGCAUCUAAUCUUGUUGAUGUUCGAGUUGUUAGUAUGCGACAAAUUAGAAUCCGAAAGGCACUUAUGGAUUCUGGUAUUCAUACCUUUGAUUUUUAUCUCAAUAGUAUCAAUUGCGGUUUGCAUUUGGGCUGUAAAACAUGAUCGAUCGUUUGAAUUGGAACUUUUUUGUGCAGUGAAUGUAUUGCAAUUUAUCUUUUUGGCUUUGAGAUUAGACGGCUUUAUAACAUGGAGCUGGGAAGUUGUGUUCGUACCACUAUGGGCACUUCUUUGUUUAUCGUUGGUAGCUGUUUUAUAUGCGAUAGUAUUCGCCGCUGUUUUAUUGAGAACGCCACAAAUCAAUGCCCGGCAGAGGCGGACCUCUUUGCACUCAGCGGUGGCGUAUACAUUUCUCGUUGUUCCCAUUUUAGUAUUUCAGGUACUGCUAGCGAAUAAAUUAGAUGGAGAUAUUUCAAUAAAUUAUAUAACAGUGGCAAUGCCACUUCUUCUAUCGCACAUGACUCUUAUUUUUAUGUCUUUUGGUGCAAAAGGCGGAAAUAGAUGGUGGUUUGGUAUCAGAAAAGACUUUUGUCACUUCCUGCUAGGUUUAUGUCCAUUGCUUCAAGAAUAUGGUAAUAUUUCUUAUCAACCAAGAGACGAACGAGAUCAACCACCAUCUGAGCCAAUGAUUACAGACAAGAGCGAGAAACUUAUUAAGAAAAUCGACCUAAUGAAACCUGUUGUGCCUAUAAUUUCUAUAGACAUGCCUGACUGAUUGGCUCAAAACAGGGUUAGCUCGGCUAUUUUUAAAUUGUUAUUUUUAAUG